AUGGAUUGUCCCUGGGUUGUGACCAUUCUCUGGUUGAUCUAUGCACCUUUGGUUUAUGGUGGCAAAGUGCUUGUUGUUCCAGUGGACGGGAGCCACUGGGUGAACAUGAAGGUCAUUGUAGAGGAACUAUACUCAAGGGGGCACCAGGUUUCUGUUCUGCGAUCAUUCGACAGCUGGUAUAUCAAGGAAAAAUCCCAAUUCUAUACUUCAGUCACAAUUGAUGCUGAGUCCGGAUUUGAUGAAGAUUUUUUAACAAAGUUUGUGGCCCAACUCCUGAAUAUCCAGAGGGAAGGGAAGUCUGCCUGGACACGUUUUAAACUGGAAAUGGAACUAAUCCAAAAAGGUUCUGAGAUGAAUCAGAAAAUGUGCAAAAUGCUUGAGCUGCUUUUUGAAAACAAAGAUCUAAUGCAGUCACUGCAGGAUGCCAAAUAUGACCUUGUCCUUGCAGACCCUGUUAGCCCAUUGGGUGUUAUACUUGCUCACUACCUCAGGUUGCCAAUUGUUUUUAAUGUCAGAUGGACCGGUCAAGGUGAAGGCCAUUUUUCAAUUGCACCUUCUCCUCUGUCUUAUAUUCCAAUGACAGGGUCCGAGCUAUCAGAUAAAAUGAGCUUUCCUGAGAGAGUUCUUAACGUCAUGAUUUUUGGAUUCGCACAAUUCCAAAUAGCCCAUAUUGUGUCACCAAUUUAUGAUCCUUUCAUUAAAAAAUAUGUAGGUCCGGAUGCAGAUUUUAUUUCACUGUUUCAAGCAGCCGACCUGUGGCUGAUGAGAGUGGACUUUGUGUUUGAGUUCCCUCGACCCACCAUGCCUAAUGUUGUCUACAUGGGAGGGUUCCAGUGUAAACCUGCAAAACCUUUGCCUCAACACCUAGAGGAUUUUGUCCAGAGCUCUGGAGAACAUGGAGUCAUCAUCAUGUCUCUGGGGACUUUUAUUAGCACACUUCCGCAGGACUUAGCUGAUGAGAUCGCUACAGCUUUUGCUAAAUUACCUCAGAAGGUCAUCUGGAGGUACAAAGGUGACAGACCGGCCACUCUUGGCAACAACACUUUACUGGUCGACUGGAUGCCACAGAAUGACCUCCUGGGACAUCCAAAGAUUAAACUAUUUGUGGCUCAUGGGGGAACAAACGGAGUUCAAGAAGCUAUUUACCAUGGAGUUCCUAUACUAGGACUUCCACUGAUUUUUGACCAACGUGAUAAUCUAUUCAGAAUUGAAGUCAGAGGAGCAGGAAAGAUAAUUGAUUUUUUUACUAUGAAUGAAGACAUCUUCUUUCAGGGAAUUCAGGAAGUCUUGACUGAGCCCACUUAUGGGCUGAAUAUGCAGAGACUCUCCAGGCUGCACCGAGAUCAGCCAAUGAAACCACUGGACACUGCCCUCUUCUGGAUAGAGUUUGUCAUGAGACACAAAGGUGCAGCUCACCUGAGAACGGAGUCCUACAGACUGCCCUGGUACUCCUACCACUCUGUAGAUGUCAUAUUGUUCUUGAUAACAGUUGCACUAGUUAUUUUGUUAUUAUUUGCUGGGUUGUUGUGGUCAUGCUUAAGAUUGUGUAUCAAAAUCAAACUAAAAUCUGACUAA
Messenger RNA from Limanda limanda (common dab), 1575 nucleotides. RefSeq names its product UDP-glucuronosyltransferase 2B14-like. Gene Ontology annotation, molecular function: UDP-glycosyltransferase activity. Lineage: Eukaryota; Metazoa; Chordata; Actinopteri; Pleuronectiformes; Pleuronectidae. The transcript has a single exon. The coding region runs from base 1 to 1575 and encodes 524 amino acids. The record is from RefSeq and is a predicted model, not a curated record.